Molecule: messenger RNA, 1134 nt
Organism: Setaria italica (foxtail millet)
Lineage: Eukaryota; Viridiplantae; Streptophyta; Magnoliopsida; Poales; Poaceae
Product: transcription factor IBH1
Exons: 1
Coding region: 243-758 (171 amino acids)
Biological process (GO): regulation of DNA-templated transcription
Molecular function (GO): protein dimerization activity
Source: RefSeq, a predicted model, not a curated record
UCUCGGCUCUGAGCUGGGAGUAACAACAAGCUCUCCUCGCUCUGCUCCGUCUCUCCGGGGCGCGGCGCGGAUAUAUAACCGGGGCCAAGCGGGCGCGGCACUUGCACAAACUCAUCAUCCAGCUGAAACACACGCACCGGUAGCUAGUCCGGCGGAUUAGCCAUCGGCAUCCGGUUCUCCGCUCUCGAUUCCCACCACCGCACACCUGUGGAUCGAUCUGUAGCUGGCCCCGAACCCCGGGCAUGGACCACCACGUUGCGAUCCUGGCGGUCGACCAGGAAGGGAUGGAGAAGCAGAAGCAGAAGCAGCAGCAGCUCGUGUGCGAGCGCGGGCGGCGCAUCAAGGCGGCCGCGGAGCUCGGGCUGGCGCGGUCGUCGCGCGGCCGGCAGUGGGGCCGAGCGCUGGGGCGCCGCGCCCUGGCCGUGGCCUCAGCGAAGGAUCCCUACUCCUUCGAGCCGGUGACGGCGCCGACGACGGGCGAGCACCAGGCGCAGAAGAAGGCGGCGUCGCCGGAGGAAGAGGAGGAGGAGGAGGAAGAGGUGGAGGAGAAGGUGGCGCUGCUGCGGCAGCUGGUGCCGGGCGGCGAGGACAUGGCGGUGGAGGGCCUGCUGGAGGAGACGGCCGACUACAUCGCGGCGCUCAAGGCGCAGGUCGGCGUCAUGCGCGCGCUCGCCUGCCUGCUGUCCGGCUCCGGCCUCGACGAGCUGACGGAGAAGCCUGCCGGCCUCCUCACGCCGGAGAAGUCUCGGUGUCAGUGAGAACGAGCGCGCGGGUCCUUCCUGGCCUGGGCUUUUCCUCCUCUUUUCGAGUAGUGAUCUGAUCGAGCUUCCUCACCGGGUUCCAUUCCGCAUCUGUGCAAGUCGUUGGCAACAGCCAGUAGUCGCCACUGGGCCAGACGCCGGAGGCCAGUGCAACACAUUUUCGUUGCGUUGCUUCAAUUCGAAGCAGCACAUUUCGUUGUGUUCCUAGCGGAAAAUGUUACAGCAUUUUUGUACGAGGGGGUGGAGAGAAAGGAGCCAUGGAUCGAGCACGCUGGUCCUAGCGAACUAGGCUAGGCAUCAGUUGAUCGGAGGCUCGCUCGGGCCAGGUGGCUCCUGUAAAUAUUAUGAAUUGCAGGAGUACUUUUUUUUUCCA